AUGUUUGACAAAAUGUGGUUAAUCAGUCAAGCAAACUCUGUGAUUUUAGAAGUCAAAGUGGACGCAAACUCAAUUGGACAAGACCUGCUCGAAAAGGUAUGCGAGAAACUGGAGAUCGGUGCCGAAGCUGACUACUUCGGCCUCCGAGUGUCUCCAGGAUCAGGACCCGGAAGAUGGCUUAACUUGCGGAACCCCCUCGAUCCCCACCGCAUUCCUGGCGGUCGCCUCGACCUCCGCGUCAAGUUUUGGGUACCCCCACAUCUGUUGAUCAACGAACCAACACGUCACCAGUUCUAUUUACACGCUAAACUAGAUUUGACUGAAGGCAGAUUAGUUGUAGCUGACUUAGAAGUAGCCAGAAGGAUUAUAGCUUACAUAGCGCAGGCUGAAACUGGUGACUUUGACCCAGAUCUACCUCCAAAACAUAUUUACGCAGAAUGCGAUAAAAUUGGUCCACAAGGAGAGCGCCCAGAGGAUCAUAUUGAGAAAAUCAUUGAAUACCAUUGCGAGAUCACUGGAAUGAGGGCUUCUCAGGCUGAAUACAGACUACUAAAAGAAAUAUCUAAGCUGGAAUCGUUUGGCGAAGAACUGUUCUUUUGUAAGCCAGUGACACAGAUUAAUAAUGCCCAUAAUCUCUACAGUCAUUUGUUAUAUCAUCGUCAGCAAGCCGAGGAGCCCAGUAGAGGAGCAAGAGACGAACAGGAGAUUGACGGAGGUGCGACCGUUGGGUGUCUGACGUCAGGUCAAAGUGCAGGAGGUUGUGGCUGCAGACUAAGUACUUGUGUUGGAGUGAGUCCUCAUGGAAUUGUAGUUUACAGACCAGCUUGUAACGGAGAACAAGAUAUUGGCGUUGAAAAGAAAAGCAUUCCAUACACAGCAAUCCACCGAGCACAGCCAUUCCGACGCAACUUCCAAAUGUCGUAUGUAACAGACGAGGGUAACGAAGCUCCUCUGCACGUCAAGAUGGCCACCUCCGGACAAGCAGCCGCAUUGUACCGCGCUGUCACUGAGAAACACGCAUUCUACUGCUGCGAGACUGUCAGGAGUGAUGUCACUGAACAGUUCAUCAGGGAUUUGAAGGGAACGAUAGCGUCCAUCUUCAACGACUCGACGACGCUGGGGCGACGCUACGUGUUCGACAUCCGACGCACGUGCCGCGAGGUGCACGACCGCGCGCGCCGCGCCCGCCACGCCGCCGACCGACAGCGCCGCGCCGACCGCGACGGGACUGAACACAAGGGGUCUCGAUCACGCUCGUCGUCGAGCGGGUGCGGCGCGGGCGAGUCGCUGGCGUGCCGCGCGUGCAUGGACGCCGCCAUCGACACGCUGUUCCUGCCCUGCCGCCACGUCGUGUGCUGCGGGGACUGCGCGCACAGAUGUACCCGUUGUCCUCUAUGUCGCGGCGAAAUCGAAAAACUGAUGCUAAUAUUCCUGCCCGUGGAGUACCAACGGAGCCCCGGCCUCGUCAAAUGA
Molecule: messenger RNA, 1473 nt
Organism: Arctia plantaginis
Lineage: Eukaryota; Metazoa; Arthropoda; Insecta; Lepidoptera; Erebidae
Source: the annotation of a GenBank genome assembly